Rhinichthys klamathensis goyatoka is the source of this 4345-nucleotide messenger RNA. It is a transcript of the gene gpc1b, whose product is annotated as glypican 1b. Gene Ontology annotation, cellular component: cell surface; extracellular region; synapse. The transcript has 8 exons. The record is from RefSeq and is a predicted model, not a curated record. Lineage: Eukaryota; Metazoa; Chordata; Actinopteri; Cypriniformes; Leuciscidae. The coding region runs from base 15 to 1523 and encodes 502 amino acids. Gene Ontology annotation, biological process: negative regulation of fibroblast growth factor receptor signaling pathway; regulation of protein localization to membrane; cell migration. Gene Ontology annotation, molecular function: fibroblast growth factor binding.
UAAAUGCACUUCUGAUGAUGUUGUUACUUGUGUCUCUCUCAGGUGAGCACCUGCGGGUCUGUCCUCAGGGUUACACCUGCUGCACGUCCGGAAUGGAGGAGAAUCUCCUGAAUCUGAGCAGAAGAGAGUUUGAGACACAGGUGAAGGAGUCUGGACGCACCUUACAGGGCUCUCUCAGCGGCCACUUCAAGAGCUUUGACGAUUAUUUCUUGGAGCUGUUGAAUCGUUCUGAAACAUCACUCCAGACUUCCUUCCAGAGUGGGUUUGGACCUCUCUUCUCCCAAAUCACAAAGGUGUUUCAGGACCUGUACUCAGACCUCCGGCGCUACUAUCGAGGGUCCAACCUCAAUCUCGAGGAGGCUCUGAAUGAAUUCUGGGCCCGUCUGCUGGAAAGACUCUUUAAAGCUUUAAACCCUCAGUACAGUAUUGGAGAGGAGUAUCUGGAGUGUGUAGCCAAGCAGUCAGAAACGCUGAAGCCCUUUGGAGACACUCCCAGAGAGAUGAAGACCAAAGUCACACGCACGGUUAUUGCAGCCAGAACAUUCGCGCAGGGUCUGGUGAUCAGCGGCGAAGCGGUCCGGAAGGUUUCACAGGUGUCUCUGAGCACUGAAUGUGUGCGUGCCGUCAUGAAGCUGACGUACUGUCCUCACUGUAGCGGCGUUACCAUUGCCAAGCCCUGCUCAAACUACUGUAAGAAUGUCAUGAAGGGCUGCCUUGCUAAUCAAGCGGAUCUGGACACUGAGUGGAGGAACCUGGCAGAUGCUAUGCUGGAGGUGGUUGACAAACUGAGUCGGCCUUACAGUGUGGAUUCGGUGGUUCUGUCUCUACCAAAACGCAUUGCUGAAGCUAUUCUCUACAUGCAAGACAACCGCAACACAUUCAACAAUAAGGUGCUUCAGGCAUGUGGUUCUCCUGCUCAGAGCUCCGUCUCUGAUGACCAGAUCAAGCGAGGGAGAAACACAGCAGAAGAAGUCAGCAGCACCCCAGGAGCCCAGUUGGAGAAACUGUUAUCCGAUGUGUCCAGAAUGCUGAGGGAUAUGAUGCAAUACUGGGUCCAUUUGCCCAGAAAACUGUGUGUGGAUCGUGAGUCUGGACCGAGUGAUGUAGACAGAUGUUGGAAUGGAAUGAAUGUGGACAGGUAUCUCCCUGAAGUGAUGGGAGACGGGUUGGCCAGUCAGAUCAAUAAUCCUGAGGUGGAGAUCGACAUCACUAAACCAGACAUGACUGUACGCAAACAGAUCAUGCAGCUUAAGAUAAUGAUCAACCGACUGAAGUAUGCCGUCAAUGGAAAUGAUGUGGACUUCCAGGACACCAGUGAUGAUAUCAGCGGUUCAGGAAGUGGAAUGUGUGUCGAUGAUCAAUGUUCCAGUGGUCCGCGUUUAAAUGCCCCAAAAACGGACAAACCCAAAGUGUACGACUAUCAGCCGGGUAUCAAGAAGGUGGUGAAUGGAAGAAGCAGCCAGAACCUGCCUUGCGUCAGCCUCUACCUUCUCUCAUUGGUCACAGUCCUGCUUAGGCGAUAAUUGACAGGCAUUCCCACCAACUGGGACUGAGUACAGGACUGGGUUGGAUUGUGGAGGGGCGGGGUUAGUCACAUUGCCAAAACAAACAUGCAAACAUCAACGCAAACCGGCGAAUGCAUCACUUUUUUUUUGUCUUGAAUAAGAACACCAUGGAAUAAUAUUCUUAGAUCUGUGUACUUUUUUGUCUCUUAUUUGAUAUAUGACACCCCUAGAGCUGGUCUUUUGCUUGUCUUUAUGUCUGUGGUGAAAAGGUCUCUGAGAAUGCUUCCAUGAUAUCUAAAACAAUAGCUAUGAAAAUCCACCCCAACAAACAAAACAUGCAGGUUUUUCCUUAUUCAAAAAUAAUUUUAGGUUAUAUUUAUUUAUUAAUUAAGACCCAUAAAGAGAAGACGUCUCAAAGCUUGAGAAUGUCCUUCAACACUCGAUCAAAGCAAAUGAAAGAACGGCGUGUUCUCCUUUGUUUUAAAGCUUUCUAAUCAUGAAAACAAGCUUUACUGAGUCUUGUUUUUUGAAGACCAGCUGUCUCACUCUUUCUCUGUCUCUCUCUCUCUCUCUCUCUCUCUCUCUCUCUCUCUCUCUCUCUCUCUCUCUCUCUCUCUCUCUCUCUCUCUCUCUCUCUCUCUCUCUCAUUGUAACAGUUUCCGCACUCCGCUUCACAAAUGGGUUCCGGGGGCCAUCCUAAAGAAAAACCCUACAUGUAUUUUACUCUGGAUGUAAAUAAACGUCUACUAACCACAGUCACAUUUUCAGUAUAUCCUUGAAGGCCUCAACGGCACUAGAGCAAUAUAUGGAAUGAAACGUUAAUGCACCAGCAAUGAGAAAGAGAUGGGCACAUUUUACGAAAAGAUGUGCUCUAAUCCGUGGGACAGAUAAAUAAUGACCGUCAUCUCAGAAAGGGAUUUUACACGCGGGAAAAGACAAGCCGGAGAAUGAAAGACUCGAAACCAGGGGGAUGUGGAGGGGUUUCUGGACAUUGUUAAUUUGAUAUUGAUUCAAACCUCAUCAUAGAGAUGUGUGUGUUAUGUGUGAGCGUACUUCAGAGAAAGCGUUGUAAGAACUCACAAUACGAAACUACACUUGUACUCAAUACAUGCUGCAUCCAUGUCAGAUCAGAUUAGUUCAGUGAGUCACAUUUUGUAUGUGUGUCUCAAAUAUUUCCCAGCCCCACACCCUGCCCUUCAUUAUUUAGCAGACAAGUUGGAAUUGUUUAUGGCACACACACAAUGUUGAUGUAAAAAAACGGUGUUGCGCAACAUUGAGCAAACGUUUGCGUAACUUUUACCAAUGAAAGUAUGCCAGUUGUAGGCAAGAACCAUACUCUAUGCAAGUAUGUAAAUGCGAAUAACAUGCCAUCAUGCAUACUAAUGUGUGUUUUUGCUUGCGAUGUAGUGAUAUCACACCUUAGUUCUCAAGGGGGCGAUAGAGUUACCUUUGGAUAUUUGAGUGUCCAGGUAGCUAUAGCUAAACAUGUUGAGAGUUUGACUUACUUCAACUUGCUUGCUCAGCUAGAAUUCACUUCAAACUGUUGCUCCACCAUGAUAGUAGAUCAACAGUUUGCUUCUCUUUUAUUAUUUAAUACAUUUCAGUCCUGACAACUCUCGGAGUGGAUUAUUUCAACGAGCAUUUAUUGGCAUGGGGCAUGGAAUAUACAUAUGCCUAAUUUUGGCGUAGAUCUGCUACGCUGCUGCUGAGCAAAUACAAUCAUUUGUUCAGCUUAGUCAAAAUAACAAACAAAAGGACAGGCUGCCGCAAGAAAAUGGUAGAUCUCUACAGGUGGUGCUGGGGAGGAGGAGGGAUAACAGAAGCUUUUAUAAUCGCGCAGCAUGCCAAUCACAGGCUAGGGUACGAUAUAUAUGGUUACGUGGAUUAGGAAGUACUUCUGAUUGGCCAAUGGCGUUGGAAGAACCAAUCAGUGUUUGCUUAGAGUCUGAACUACGUAUUAAAACUCAUUUCAAAAAGCAACGUGGAACUGAGCAUAGCUAAGCAUUUGCGUUCUCGUACUUGCAUAGAGUUUCAGGCCUAAGAGAGAAUGACGCAUUUCGACCAAACCUGAGAAGAGCAUAUUUAUUCCGCUCUAUUAAUGAACUUUGCGUUUCUAGAGGUUACAGGAAGUGAUGUAACUGUCCUGAAUGAUGAUUAAGGUUGCCAUUAGCACUGUAGAGAAAAUGCUGCAGUUUCAGCCAGUAUAUACAGUGGUGGACAGAUCUGACCGGGUCAUUACGAUGGAGAACAACACCCUACUCUUACAGUUAGAAAUGCUGCACUUUGCAUGACGCACACGGCCACGUCCGCAUGACUACAUCAUGACCAGCGGUCGAUAACAGAGAAAUAUCCCACAGGCAGUGUUAUGGAUUGUUUUGUUGAUCGAUUGGAUCAGAUGUGGUUGAAGAAAAGGACCCGUGACGUGGCACAAUUCACUAACUAUCUGUAGAGUGAUAUGCUUUGAAAUCAGUCUCAACUGUCUUUAGCACAUUUGUCAAAUCUUUGACGGUUAGUGGUCUGACUCCAGGUCAGGAAAACAGUCCCACCUGUUGGUGCAAUGGCGUAAUGGUGGCACUGCCACUUUCUCCUUACUGAUGAAUGUUGCUGAAAUUGUCGAAAUGUGCUGAGAUUGAAAAAAAAAAUGCAUUCUGGUAUAUAGUUUAUUAUUUUUGUUAGUUUGUUUUUAAAUGAACAAUAAUGGGGAGUUUGUGUUUAAGGUUGAAAGUAGAACAUUUUGAAGAGACUGAAGAAAUGAUCUGUCCCUUGUUGUUGUAUGUUCUUUAAAAAGAAAGAGAAAAACCCUUGUGUCAAUUAUAUAGAUCAAAAGAUUUUGAAAACAA